Messenger RNA from Pristis pectinata (smalltooth sawfish), 2386 nucleotides. It is a transcript of the gene ca10a, whose product is annotated as carbonic anhydrase Xa. Lineage: Eukaryota; Metazoa; Chordata; Chondrichthyes; Rhinopristiformes; Pristidae. The transcript has 9 exons. Gene Ontology annotation, molecular function: zinc ion binding; carbonate dehydratase activity. Bases 397 to 1383 code for a protein of 328 amino acids. The record is from RefSeq and is a predicted model, not a curated record.
CCUCUCCUCCUCUCCUCUCCAUCUCCCCUCCCUCCCCCUCCUCUCCCCUCCCUCCCUCUGCAUGAAUCGCGUGUAGUCGGGCGGCGGCGGCGGGGCGGACGGGCUACGCCAGCCGGCGCUCUUCCAGCGCUGGGGAAGGUGGUGCGAUCCCGGGCGCCGGCAGAAGUUUGCGGGGCAGAUGUUGAGCGGCGCCGGGCUGUGUGGGUGCCCCGAGCAGAGGGCGGCUCCGGUGCCCGCGGUGCCGCUGAGAUGUUGGCCAGUGCGGCUGCUGACUCCGGCAUGCCACUGAAGCGGUCGGCGGUGUGAGCGCUCUCCUGGCACCGGCAUGUAUUCGGAUUAAACUGGUCCCUCGCUCGGAAAUAGGACAGUCUCCCAGCGCGGACCAGCCCGCGGAGCAUGGAGAUCGUUUGGGAAUUAUUUUUGAUGCUUCACGCCAAUCUGUUUCUGUCCGUGUCAGCUCAGCACAACUCGCACAAGAUCAACGAAGGAUGGUGGGCGUACAAAGAGGUGGUGCAAGGAAGCUUCGUUCCUGUUCCCUCGUUCUGGGGUUUGGUGAACUCAGCCUGGAAUCUGUGUUCUGUGGGGAAGAGACAGUCUCCCAUCAACAUUGAGACCACCCACAUGAUCUUCGACCCCUUCCUCACUCCGCUGCACAUCAACACAUCAGGGCGGAAGAUCAGCGGGACGAUGUACAACACAGGGCGACACGUUUCCCUGAGGCUGGACAAGGAGCAUCUGGUCAAUGUCUCCGGUGGACCCCUCACCUACAGUUACCGCCUGGAGGAGAUCCGGCUACACUUCGGCAGUGAGGAUAGCCAGGGGUCGGAGCACCUGCUGAACGGGCAAGCCUUUUCGGGAGAGGUGCAGCUGGUGCACUACAACCACGAGCUGUACACGAAUGUCACCGAAGCCUCCAGAAGUCCCAAUGGUCUGGUGGUGGUCUCCAUCUUUAUAAAGGUGUCUGACACAGCGAACCCCUUCCUCAACAGGAUGCUCAACAGGGACACCAUCACGAGGAUCACCUACAAAAAUGAUGCCUACUUACUGCAAGGGUUAAACAUCGAGGGGCUGUACCCAGAGACCCCCAGCUUCAUCACGUACGAGGGCUCAAUGACGGUGCCGCCCUGUCACGAGACGGUGACCUGGGUUAUAAUGAACAAGCCAGUCUAUAUCACGCGGAUGCAGAUGCACUCCUUAAGACUGUUGAGCCAGAACCAGCCCUCGCAGAUUUUCCUGAGCAUGAGUGACAACUUCCGACCCGUGCAGCCUCUGCGCAACCGCUGCAUCCGGACCAACAUCAACUUCAGCCUGCAGGGGAAGGACUGCCCCAACAACCGAGCACAGAAGCUUCAGUACCGAGUUAAUGAAUGGUUGCUAAAGUAAGACAGCCACCACCAUAUCUAUUGGAACUUACCCCUGGUGAGACAGUCGGGCUGUGGAUCUGCAUUACAAGGACAACAAUUCCCGUCGCUCCCACUUGGCUGGGCUUUGACCUUUUGCAAUCACCUUGGAGAGACAAACUUUUGAUACACAACGAACAUCAUCAAACCAACUUUCAAGGUGGCCAGAAAAAUACAACUAGACUUAUAAUUAUUAAUUUUAGAGUCGGGGUAUUAAAAUAAAUCAUUUAACAAGCAACCGUGGUUUUGAUACAGUUUUGAAGCGGGUGGGGGGGGGGAGACGAUUGAAAAACAAAAUCUAUAAAUUUUAAAUAUAAAACAGGAAAUGCUGGAAAACACUCAGCAGGUCAGGCAGCGUCUGUGGAGAGAAACAGAGGUAAUGUUUCAGGUUGAAGACCUUCCUUCUGAAAAUUUCACCUACAAAUUUGAAGGUAGCAACCUCUGCUGUAACUAGAAUUAACCAGAGGGACGUUGAUGAUCUUUGUAUAUAUGCGGACUUCUUGCUAAAACCACACCGGUUGACAUCUGCUAGAGAAGAAACCUACCAGUGUACGUGUUCAAAUUGUGCUCCUGAGUCCCAGCUGAAACUCUUCAUUUCCAUUACGUCAUCCAGCGUGGCUCCCAAACCUUGAAUCAAGGAGGUUCCAGAGGGCUGAGGGAGUGGGGGUGUGGAGGGACGAGGGGAGUGGGGGGGGGAGGUGGAGGAGAAAUGAGGGGUCACCACCCCCCCCCCGCCCCACCACUGAGUUCAACACUGCUUUCAGCGGUGAAACAGGAGAGUCAACACCGCAGCGCUGAACCCUGUAAAUAUACUGGCACAGGGAGAGGUGAGCUCCUGCAGCGUUGGAGGGUCGAGGUAUCACCACCCUCAUCCACUCACUCCGGUACUGAUUCAGCUGAUGCCUUUUAUGUUCAUUGUUUACAAUGUUCAUACACUGUGUUUGGUUUUAAUGUCGAGAGCUCAAUAAAUGUGUUUGAAAAAUUCA